Messenger RNA from Trichoderma gamsii, 1365 nucleotides. RefSeq lists its product as hypothetical. The coding region runs from base 1 to 1365 and encodes 454 amino acids. Lineage: Eukaryota; Fungi; Ascomycota; Sordariomycetes; Hypocreales; Hypocreaceae. The transcript is spliced from 3 exons. The record is from RefSeq and is a predicted model, not a curated record.
AUGAGGUCGACAGUUCUUUACGCCCUGCUUGCCUCGACUGCAGUUCAGGGUGCUGCGUUGAAUCGUGAUAGAAAUGGCAAUCUGGUUCGCCGGGACAGCUUAUUGGAUCAGCUGGGACAACUUCUCGGCCUGCCAGGUUUGGGAAGCGGAGGGAGCGGAGAUGACUCCGUUGUGAUCACUACUAUUACUACCACUGUCAUUCCUGGAGCUACUCAAGUGAUUGGAAACCCAGUCGCAACAGUUGGACCAGUUGCGCCCUCAGCUCCUCCAGCAGCCCCUCCAGCAGCCCCUCCAGCAGCCGCCCCAACGGUCAAUCCUAAUGGAAACGGAGUUGGCGUCACUACGAUUCCAAUUGCAUCGUCCCUGUUACCGAAGACGACGUUUUCAAUAGCGCCUCCUCCACCGGCGGCAUCGCAGCCUCCUCCGGCAGCGCCUCCUCCCCCUCCGCCUGCUGUCAGCGCUCCUCCGGCCGUGAGUGCCCCUCCGGCUGUCAGUGUUCCUCCGGCAGUACCACCACCGGUGUCUUCUGCUCCGCCGCCGCCUCCGGCAGUCAGUGCUCCUCCAGCUCCUCCUGCCAGCGCUGCUCCUCCUCCUCCGCCACCACCUCCUCCUCCUCCUCCAGCAGUAAACUCUACGGCACCCCCGCCUCCGCCUCCGGCAACUUCAGCUGUGCCUCCGCCGCCUCCUCCGCCUCCAGCUUCCACGAGUAUCGCGACCUCAAAUCUGCCGCCUUCGCCGAUUUUCAGCACGCUCCCUGCAGUAGCUACUACAGCUCCAGCAGCAUCAACCUCUUCGGCUGCAGUGACGUCUCAAAGCUCAUCCUCUGCUUCCUCAAGUGUCUCAUCUUCUGCGGCGGCUCCUGUUGAGGUUUCCACGUCUCUUAUUAAGCCUCCUGCAGCCACCACUACCAGCGUUUCCACAAGCGUUGCUUCGACGACAUCAUCGACGACAUCAUCGACGACAUCAUCGGCUACAACUUCAGCCCCUGCUUCGAGUGCUCCUGCUACGACCGCUCCUGCUACGACCGCUCCCGCUGCAACCACAGCUGCUCCUGCAAGUACAGUUGCUCCCGCAAGCUCAGCUACUCCCGUUGAUUCACCCGCUUCUGUUGCUCCCUCUGCGCCCGUCAACACUCUCGUCCUUGGUAGCCUUGCUUCCAGUGUCCCACUGCCAGACGGAGAACCAGCUCCCCUCCCCCCUCCCCCGGCGGCAACCGCUCCCGCUAUCUUCUCAGCUCCGGCGCCGGAUCUUAAGGGCUAUGAGCUGAAUAGUGUGCUGAAUUUGGGCGCUUUGGUUGCCAUUCCGGCGGCGCCUACGCUCACAGCAGCGGCCGCCGCAGCUCCUUCUAUUAUCAUUGAAUCAUGA